Molecule: messenger RNA, 806 nt
Organism: Paramecium sonneborni
Lineage: Eukaryota; Ciliophora; Oligohymenophorea; Peniculida; Parameciidae
Source: the annotation of a GenBank genome assembly
AUGAAUCCCUAUUGCUAUUUUGAUAUUGAUGAUAAUGAUGACUUUAAUGGCACUCCUUGUAAAUAACUUUCAUUAUUUAUAGAAUUUAAACCUAAAGACAACAAUCAAAAAUAAUCAAAUACUAUUAAUAAAAUAAGUAACACAAAUAAUGAUGAUUUGUAAUUAUUUCAUCUCUAUUUAAUAGGAAAUUUAAUGAAUAGCACAGACUUUUUGCCGAAAAUAUGAAAUAAUGUUAGUAAAUAUUUUCAAAAAAGAUUCAAAAACAUAAUAGUUCGAAUAUUGAAUAACCUUAGAUCAAGAAUAUUGCAUAGACACAAAAUUAAAAAAAAUUUCAUAAUUUGUUUUAACCAUUACUUCAUAAUAAUAUAGCAAUGCAGCGUUUAUAAAAUUCAAUAGCAUAAACAAAUAAUGAAAAUCCUCUAUAAAAUAAAAUCACCUAAAUAAAAAUAGAAGAAAUCUAGGAAAAUUUUUAAUAAAAAAAGAGCCAUACUUUAGAAAUUUGCAGUGUAUGCUUAUAACCAAAAGAAACUGAUCAUUAAUGUAAUGAUGAAUAUGGACUCAUAUCUUGUCCAUAUUGCAGUGAUCACAUAGUUAGAAAUUUUUUGAAUGAUCAUUUAAUUGAUUGUAUUCCAUACAUAGAACAUCAAUUUUAAACAUUAGAUAAGGUUGAGGAAUGUAGUAUUUGUAUGGAAGAUCUUGUAAAAAAUUAAUAGACUUUAAAUUGCACUCAUUCAUUUCAUAAAUCAUGUAUAGAUGUUUGGAAGUUAAAAAGUAAAGAAUGUCCUGUGUGCAGGAAACCAAUUUGA